CGGGGGGCGGCCCCCCGGCGUCUCCGCGGCCACCGAGGACGAGCGACCAGGGUGGCGGCCAGGAUGGCGCGUCCGCGGCCGCGCGAGUACAAGGCGGGCGACCUGGUCUUCGCCAAGAUGAAGGGCUACCCGCACUGGCCGGCCCGGAUUGAUGAACUCCCGGAGGGAGCCGUGAAGCCUCCAGCAAACAAGUACCCUAUCUUCUUCUUUGGCACCCAUGAAACUGCAUUUCUAGGUCCCAAAGACCUUUUUCCAUAUAAGGAAUACAAAGACAAGUUUGGAAAGUCAAACAAACGGAAAGGAUUUAAUGAAGGAUUGUGGGAAAUAGAGAAUAACCCAGGAGUAAAGUUUACUGGAUACCAGGCAAUUCAGCAACAGAGCUCUUCAGAAACUGAGGGAGAAGGUGGAAACACUGCAGAUGCAAGCAGUGAGGAGGAAGGUGAUAGAGUAGAAGAGGAUGGAAAAGGCAAAAGAAAGAAUGAAAAAGCUGGUUCAAAACGGAAAAAGUCAUACACUUCAAAUAAGUCCUCUAAACAGUCCCGGAAAUCGCCAGGAGACGAAGAUGACAAGGACUGCAAAGAAGAGGGGAACAAAAGCAGCUCUGAGGGCGGAGACGCCGGCAGCGACACGCGGAACACGGCCUCUGACUUGCAGAAGAGCGGCGAAGGGACCUAACUACCGUAAUGAAUGCUGCAUAUUAAGAGAAACCACGAGAAGGUUAUACGUUUGGUUGUCUAAUAUUCUUGGAUUUGAUAAGAACCAACACAUAGUCCUUGUUGUCCUUGACAGAACCCCAGUUUGUAUGUACAUUAUUCACAUUCCUCUCUGUUGUGUUUUGGGGAAAAAAGACAUUUUAGCCUUUUUUAAGGUUAUUGAUUUAAUUUCAUGUUACUUGGUUGCAUGAGGUUGCCCUUAACCACUAAGAAUUACCAAGAUUUUUGCACAGACUUCUCCCUGUCUAGGAUCCUUUUAUCAAG
Molecule: messenger RNA, 977 nt
Organism: Manis pentadactyla (Chinese pangolin)
Lineage: Eukaryota; Metazoa; Chordata; Mammalia; Pholidota; Manidae
Product: hepatoma-derived growth factor-related protein 3-like
Exons: 1
Coding region: 64-675 (203 amino acids)
Biological process (GO): regulation of transcription by RNA polymerase II
Cellular component (GO): nucleus
Molecular function (GO): transcription coregulator activity; double-stranded DNA binding
Source: RefSeq, a predicted model, not a curated record